Messenger RNA from Acanthamoeba castellanii str. Neff, 1797 nucleotides. Its product is annotated as F-box domain containing protein. NCBI's taxonomy places the organism in Eukaryota, Discosea, Longamoebia, Acanthamoebidae. Gene Ontology annotation, molecular function: protein binding. The transcript is spliced from 9 exons. The record is from RefSeq and is a predicted model, not a curated record. The coding region runs from base 1 to 1797 and encodes 598 amino acids.
AUGAAGAACAGCAACACCACCGCCAGUAGCGCUCCGAACGCCGAAGCCGCCAUGCGCAGAUCCGCCUCCUCGCCUCCUCAAGACCAAGUCCUGCUCCGUCGCCGUCUCGCCGGCCCGUCGGGCGCGCCGCAGCCACGGAACAGCCCCGGCGCCGAGGCCGAGGCCCAGCAGCAGCAGCGGCCCAAGGGUCGGGUGGUGGUGACCCGAGUGGUGGAGGCCGAGCAGGUGUUCCCGGAGCUGCCGGACGAGCUGAAGCUGCACGUCCUGUCGUUCCUGGCCGAACGCGACAUGGCCGUGUUCGGCGCCGUGUGUCGCCAGGCCGCGGCCAUGGCCAACGACAACCACUUGUGGAAGCGGUUGUACUCGCGGCGCUACGAUUCGGUGCAGCCACCGGCGGCGCCCGUGCCGUUCCCGUCGUCCGCGCCGCCCUCGCCCUCCGUCCCGUCCCGCUCGGCCCCGCCCUCGCCCGCUCCCCGCUCCCUCUACGCCUCCGCCUCGCCCGCCCUCGCCGCCCGCUUCGCCCGCUCGGCCCCGGCCUCCCCCUACGCCGCCGCCGAUGCUGACGUGGCAGUCGCCGUCGCCGCGCCUUCGCCCGGCCUCACCCGCCGCCCGCACCGUCUCCUGCCGGCGCUCGCCGGGUCUCCGCAGGUCAACGCCGCGCGGCCCGCCCGACAGGCCGAGGCGCCGCGCAACGACAACCGCGGGCGCAAGGACGACGACGCGCUCGAGGCCGCGCUCGGGAAGCUGAGCCUCGAGGCCGAGGCGGUGGUCGAUGCCCAGGCGGCCGGCGCGGAGGCGGAGGCGCACGAGGAGCUGAACAGCUGCGAGUGGAAGGAGCACAUGCAGUACCGCCACAUGGUGCUCCACAAGCGGUGGCGCCAGGAGGCGCCCUACGCCGUCACCACCGCCCGCGGCCACACCGGCAACGUGUACUGCAUUCAGUUCGACAGCGAGAACGAUCUGCUGAUCUCGUCGAGCCAGGACGCGACGGUCAAGCUGUGGGACAUGAGCGCCACCACGGCCACCCUCAACUGCACGCUCAAGGGCCACACGGGCCCCGUCGGCAGCGUCUCCUUCCUGCCGUCGGCCCACCUCGCCAUUUCCGGGUCGGACGACAAGACCAUUCGGGUGUGGGACACGGCCCGGGCCGCCGAGGCCGCCGCCGCCAGCAAGGACGGCGGCGGCAGCAGCAGCGCGAGCUGCGUGAAGGUGCUCCAGACGGGCGGCGAGGACGGCGUGUGGGCGCUCCAGUUCGACGCGCAGCGCCUGGUGGCGGACUCGGGCGACAAGACGAUGGGCAUGUGGGACACGGAGACGAUGGAGCUCCUCACCAAAUUCUCCGGCCACACGAAAUUUGUGGAAUGUCUGCAGUACGACGGCAACCUGCUCUUCUCGGGAGCGCAGGACCACAACCUCAUCAUGUGGGACAUGUCGACGGCCCAGCCGCUUCACCACUUCAAGGCCUGCAAGGCGUCCGUCUAUUGCCUGCAGGCGGACGACACGAAGCUGAUCUGCGGGAGCGCCGACAAGUCGAUCUACUGCUGGGACCUCCGCACGCGCAAGCUGCUCUGGCAGUCGAGCGUCAACCGCGGAUGGAUCGGUGGCGUGAUGUUCGAUUGCAGCAAAGUCAUCAGCUGCUCCUCUGACAAGACCGUCAGGGUGCUGGAUGUGGAGACGGGCAAGGCCACCAGCAAGUGGCAGCAGCACACCAACUCCGUUCGUGCUCUCAAGUACGAUGAGAAUCGAUUGGUGACGGCCUCGUUCGAUCAGACGAUCAAGGUGUGGAGCUUCCCUUGA